AAUGAGGUUACUACGGUAAAGUGUAAUCACAAUUUCCUAAUUAAUUCAGUAUUUCAGUGCAUUUACCAUGGAUUUCGAAAGUCCAGAUGUAGAGAAAGAUUUCCCAGGACUCUACGCCUCAGAAACUGGGCGUAAGAGUAAUGAAAGUGAUUUCAGUGAUGACCACGAAAAACCCAGCAAAAAAGACCUGUUGGGCCGCAGGAAAGACAAGAAAGAGAAAAAAGAUAGAGGCUAUGCUGCAUUAGAGGGAGAUAGUUCACCAGAAGAAGACACUGAUACCAAGAGCCCAUCCAAAAACAAGAAGACAAAGUCUUUUAAGUUCCCCACUAGCACUAAAAGCAAGGAGAAACGCGAGAAAUCCAGAGACAAAGAGAAGGUUGUUGACGAUGCCACCAAGCAGAAAGAAUUGACUGAGAAGGAGAAGAAAAAAGAAAAGGAAAGGGAGAAAGAGAGGGAGAGGGAGAAGAAAGAAAAAGAAAAGCGCGAGAAAUUGAGGGAAAAAGAUAAGGAAAAAGAAGAAAAAGCUAAGUUCAAGUUGGAAUCGAAAGAGAAACUCAAAGAUGAAAAACAAAGACAAGGAUAAAGUGAAAGAGAAGGAAAAGACAAAGUGAAGGAGAAGGACAAGGACAAAAAGGAUAAGAAACUCACGAAAGUGCCCUCCACUGUGACCUCGGGAGUGCCGUUCGAGGAAAUAUUUACUUUGGGAGUGGCGCUGCCAAUAUUCGGCGUUCCGCUGAGCCAGUCGGUGGAGCGAUCACGAUGCCACGACGACACCAGUCUUCCCUUGGUCGUACGAGACAGUAUCGACUACAUACAGUCUCACGGGAGCAAACGGUUGAAGUCCAACCAGAUCUACCGCUCGGAAGCCGAUAAGAUUAAACUGCAACAGCUUCGCAAGCUGUACACUGACCGCGAGGUGGCCUUCCCUUACCACUGGGAUAUACCCGUCGCCUGCGCUAUACUGAAGGCUUUUAUCAGCGAACUCCCAGAAUCGAUAUUAACACAAGAACUCCACGGACAGUUCGAGCAAGCGACGGCUAUCGCUGAGCCGCAGCGAGAAGCGACCAUGGUAGCGCUCAUCGCGAAGCUACCGCCACCGAAUCGAAGCAUGCUGGGCUGGCUCGUGAGACACUUUGAAAGCGUCGUCGCUAAUGAGCAGAGUAACAGUGUGAACAUCCAGACCAUAGCGACAGUUAUGGGCCCGGCGCUCAACAUGUCACUCAACUUGAUCACCUAUUUCAUCAACAAAGCCGAGAAACUCUUCUCUGACGUCACUUUACAAAAGCGGCGGAUUCACACAGCUCCGUUCGACUCGGCUACCGAAAUCAGCGCGGAGCUGCGCAAACAAGAAUCUCUCCUCAACCAGAUCCAUGCAGAAAUGCACGCCGGGUUUACAACUAAUGCGAGAGACCAGAGGCUACGGGAGGCGCAGCGGAUAGUCACACAACUCAAGAGAAAACUCCGAUCAAAGCAGAAAUCAGUGGAGCCAAAUUCACUGCAGCCACAACAACCAUCGAUCGACGAGAAGACCGAAGACUCCCCCGCUCCCGGCACCUCGCACGAGGCCGUCACGGAGCCCGAGCCGCUCACGCCGUCCGCCGCCGAAGCCUUCCCCGACGCCACCGACUCCCCUAACGCCCCCGAUCCCACAUUCCCCGUCGAAUUUGAAGACAAUUUCGAUGCCAAGUUCCAAGACGCUAAGGAACCACAUAGAGUUAUCCCGAACAAAAACGAAUUCGAAGUAAAGUUUGAAGAGAAAUUCGACGAUAAAGAGCCACCAAAAGAACCGCCAAGAUUGGCUGCCAAUAAGAACGAAUUCGAUUUGAAAUUCGAAGACGCAAAACAAUCGCCGGCCGAUGAAGCUUUCCCCGAACCGGAGCAGGACAAACCGAAACUAACCGAAAAAGAACUAAAAGUAUUACGUCUAGAAUUAGAAAACGCAGAGUAUCUACAGUUAAAAUCAUUACUGCAAGCCAAAAUCAAUUCCGAACAGUUUGAAAUCGUUAAACUACGAAGCCAUGUGGCAUUGAAAAACAAACAGGAAGGCAAUUUGCACUGCAAUAAGGAAAACAAGGAAAACUAUACGCCCGAAGAGCAAGAAUUGAGACAGAGACUGAUCAAAGAAAACGCCAUGCUAGAACAGAAAAGACUGAGUUUGAUAAAUCAAAUAUUCCAAGAAAGAGUUGCUUGUAUACAACUUAAAAUUGAACUUGCUAUGAAAGAAAUAUUAUCCAAAUCGUAAAAUUUCCAUACAUUAUGUAUCCUUAUUUAUAAGCUUACAGUAGGUGUUCCUAGUGCAGAGAUUUGAUUGUGUACCUCUCUAAUAAUUUAUAUCUCAAAUAAUAAUGUGAUGUUAGAUUGUAUGCGAAAUGUAUUUAAAAUAUAAAUAAAUGUUUAACAUAUUAUAACUUA
This is a messenger RNA of Leguminivora glycinivorella, 2412 nucleotides long. It is a transcript of the gene Rlip, whose product is annotated as ralA-binding protein 1. The record is from RefSeq and is a predicted model, not a curated record. Gene Ontology annotation, biological process: small GTPase-mediated signal transduction. The transcript has 12 exons. NCBI's taxonomy places the organism in Eukaryota, Metazoa, Arthropoda, Insecta, Lepidoptera, Tortricidae. Gene Ontology annotation, molecular function: GTPase activator activity; small GTPase binding.